AUGCUUAAUCAUUUUCAUAAAAAGAUAUUGAGACUCCUAAAAAAAGUGGAUGUUUUUUCUUAGCCUGUCUUUCUAUUGAUAAAAUAAGAAUAAGGACAUAAAACAGUAUUUGGAGCUUGCCUAACUUUGGGAUUGAUUUCUUUCUUCCUAUACCUGCUUAUUCUAAACCUAUAUGAAAUGAGACAAAGAAAAAAUCUAAAUUCGUUGUCAACUGAAAUUUAUCAUGCAUAACCACGAUAAUUCAAAUUGAAUGAAUAAAAUUUUACAUUAACUUUUGCCUUUUAAUCUCCAUCUUUUUAUACAUAUAUAGAUGAAUCAGUCUAUGUUGUGGAAGCAAAAAUUUAAACUAAGACCACCAGAAUGUAUUAAUAGAAUUCAAUUAUUAGUGCUGGUAAUGAAAAAAUCGAUGAAUGGACAACAAAAGAUCUUCCUUUAACUACUUGUACUCCAAAACUUAUUCGGUAAGUUGAAUUACAAGAAUAUUUUUCUCAUUUAGUAUUACCAACUAAUUAUUGUAUUGAUUGGAAUAUAAUAAAAGAGUUAAUCCUAGAAGGCACAUUUGAUUCUUAAGUUUAUAGUUCUAUUCUAUUCUAAUUUAAAAUUUGCAAUGAAUUAACAAAAAAAUCAAAAGAGUGUAAAUCAAGGGAUGAAAUUAAAAAAUAAUUAGAAUAAAACUAUUUUUCAUUAUAAAUGUCCUCAUAUGUUAUAGAUGUGAACAAUGAAGAUUAUCCUUUUUUAACAAAAGGAGAAGAUAUUUUCACUACUAUAUCUAGUAAGAUUUUUAAAGAAAUAUCUUUUUAUAUGUAGCCAAUAACAGUAUUUACAGAUCUAGGUCUUAUAAGUGAAAAUUACUAAAUUCAAAACACAUUAAGAUAUAAAAGACAUACAGAAAUGAUUGAUUUAAAUGAGAGUGACUUAAUCAUGAAUGUUGUAAUAAGAUUAGAUUAAAUUGAAUAAUAAUAUUAUAGAAACUACCCAAAAAUUCAAAUUAUCUUAAGUUAAAUAGGUGGACUUUGGUAAGUAUUCUUUACCACUGCUUUUCUAAUAUAAAAACCAAUAAAUAUGUUAUCUUAUUAUGUAAGAAUUUUAAAUUCUUUAUUUGAAUUUGAAUAAGAGUAAAAAAAGACAAUUAUAAAUUAAAUAAAAGAAGAUUAAAAUCCAGAUUCACUAUAAUAAGAAUUAACGACAAGAAAAUAAUAGCAAUCUGCCAGGGAAAUAUUAUUUAUUUAGAAUUAAAAAAAACCACUUUAAAGAUUAUAAUCUAUAAAAAUAAAAAAGAAAUAAUUCGAAUUUAUAGAUUCCUUAACUGUAGAUCAUCGAUCAAAGGAAGAGGCUAAAUAAUAAUUAACUAAAGCUAUCUCAUUUUCAAUUAAAUAAUAUUUUCAAAGUAUUUAGAAAAAGCUAAAAAUGAAAUGGACUGAUUAUUUGUAUUUCAUAAACUGCUUUGUUAAGUAAACUUUAUAUAUUAUUUAGUUCUAAAAAUUAUAAAAGUCUUUAAAUUUAAUACUCCUUUCAAAAAAUAAUUAAAUAAAUGGAUAUUUUAUAUAUACUUAAGAAACUGCAAGAAAUAGAUAAAUUAAAAAUGAUCUUAUUAACAGAAUCUUAGAUUAAGGUUUUUGAUUAUCUUUAAAAACCCAUAAUUCCAUUAGAUCCAAAUUCAAAAUAGUUUAACAUAUCAUAAAAUUAUUAUUCGAUAUUAAAACCUAUAAAAACUGACUUUUAGAGAGCUCUUGAUGCUUAAAAUGCUUUCAAAGAUAUAGCUGAAAAUCUAGAUAAUCCAAUCAAUGUUAAACUAAUAAAUUCUAUAGAUAAAACGAUAGUUGAUCUAUUAAAAAUGAGAAAGGAAAGUUUGAAUUAAUUAUCUUUAGAUGAUGUCUGUAUUAGUGAAUAAGGAUAUGAAAGAAAUGCUGUUCUUGCAAUUGAUAUCAAUUAGAGGCAUAUUUCAUUAGCAAAUUGA
Molecule: messenger RNA, 1957 nt
Organism: Paramecium pentaurelia
Lineage: Eukaryota; Ciliophora; Oligohymenophorea; Peniculida; Parameciidae
Source: the annotation of a GenBank genome assembly